CCGGACUUUUAUUCUGAAAUGAAACUUCCGGUUAGGCAAACGCAGAUCGGCGGUAGCUGUUGAAGGAGGCAGAGCAUUUCUCAUCAGCGUGUUCCUGUUAAGCUGACAAAACGUCUUACGCAAUGAGAGGAGAUCGUGGCAGGGGCCGAGGUGGCCGAUUCGGCUCCCGCGGAGGUUUGGUCCAAGGGUAUCGGCCCUUUGUUCCUCACAUACCAUUUGACUUCUAUGUUUGUGAGAUGGCCUUUCCUCGAGUGAAGCCGGCUCCUGACGAGACUGCUUUCAGUGAGUGUCUGCUGAAGAGGAACCAAGAUCUUUCUCCUAACCCUUCUGAACAGGCUUCCAUUUUGUCCUUGGUCACUAAGAUUAACAAUGUCAUUGACAACCUAAUCGUGGCACCUGGAAACUUUGAAGUGCAAAUUGAGGAAGUAAGACAAGUGGGAUCGUAUAAAAAGGGCACCAUGACGACAGGACACAAUGUAGCUGACCUUGUGGUUAUCCUGAAGAUCUUACCCACCUUGGAAGCUGUCGCUGCUUUGGGAAACAAAGUAGUUGAUACCCUGCGUACACAGGACCCUUCUGAGGUACUGUCCAUGCUGACCAACGAGACAGGUUUUGAGAUCAGCUCUGCUGAUGCCACGGUAAAAAUCCUCAUCACCACGGUUCCACCCAACCUGCGCAAACUGGACCCAGAGCUCCACUUGGACAUCAAGGUUCUGCAAAGUGCUCUGGCAGCCAUUCGUCACGCUCGCUGGUUUGAGGAGAAUGCUUCUCAGUCAACUGUGAAAGUUUUGAUCCGCUUGUUGAAAGACGUUCGAGCCCGGUUCCCUGGAUUUGAACCUCUCACUCCCUGGAUCCUGGAUCUGCUGGGUCACUCUGCUGUCAUGAACAACCCCUCUAGGCAGCCAUUGCCACUCAAUGUUGCUUACAGGCGCUGUCUUCAGAUGCUCGCUGCAGGUCUUUUCCUGCCAGGUUCUGUAGGGAUCACUGAUCCGUGUGAAAGCGGGAACUUCCGUGUUCACACUGUCAUGACACUGGAGCAGCAGGACAUGGUGUGUUUCACAGCCCAAACGCUGGUGAGGGUUCUCUCUCAUGGAGGAUACCGCAAGAUCUUGGGCCUUGAAGGAGAUGCUAGUUAUCUCACCACCGAGAUGUCUACAUGGGAUGGAGUAAUCAUUACCCCAUCUGAAAAAGCCUAUGAGAAACCCCCAGAGCGCAAGGAAGAGGAGGAUGAAGCAUUGGAGGAAGGUGGAGAGGGGGAAGAGGAAAGCAUGGAGACCCAGGAAUAAUGCAGUAGUCUCCGACGACAACGUUUCAGCCUGAUCGUUUGUAUUUAUGUUGGUUUUUUAUAGAUCUGUCUUGUAUCUACAAAUUUUACCCAUAAGUCCCCUGCAUAAUGGUUUCUGUACAUCAGUCUGCACCUCCUUGAGUAAAAGCCAUGGUUGGAAAGGCACACAGCUAUAACAAGGACCAAAAGGCAAUGUCCCAUUAUUCUGUCUUUUCACCUCAGCUCAUUCUGAUAUGGUUAUAUCUAGGAAGGAGACUGGAAAUUACUUUCUUUUUUUUUUGGUUUGUAUUUUCAUCUCGUAUGGUCAAUUAAAGUUUUUAUUUCCCCCUU
Molecule: messenger RNA, 1615 nt
Organism: Rhinichthys klamathensis goyatoka
Lineage: Eukaryota; Metazoa; Chordata; Actinopteri; Cypriniformes; Leuciscidae
Gene: ilf2
Product: interleukin enhancer binding factor 2
Exons: 14
Coding region: 123-1286 (387 amino acids)
Source: RefSeq, a predicted model, not a curated record